ACGAGGAUAAAUACAGAAUUUAGGAGUUCCUCUCAAUACUCACUCUAUAUAAUUGAGGUAAAACAUGCCAGGCUAAUUAUUUUUCUGGCUUUGUACAAACAUAAUUUAUUUCUUUAUUGUUUUUUCUUAUAAGUUGAUGUAUGGGGGUAGAUGAUAUAAAAAUCUCAUAGUCAAUACAUUCACAUCUGUAAUGGACAUAAUAGAAUAUGUCCUGAUACUUAAACAAAUUUUAGGGAGUUAUAAUUAAAAGUUUUUUUUUUUUUUUUUUUUGUUAAUUUUUUUAAUUAAUCAUCCUUUUCUAUAAUUAAUAUGAAUGACUUUCAAAAAGUUGGAAAUGCAAGUUGAUGUUUAUAGCACUGGUAAAGAAACCUGUUUAUUGCACUUAAUCUUUAAUCAAAGAUAUAACUACAGUCUAAAAAAUCAACUCAAAGGCAGGGGUUAUUAGAUGUUAUGGUUAUUAGAUCAAGUAGGGGUUAUUUUCUGAAACAUUCAAUUUGACGGAAACAUAAUUUUUGACCGAUACAUAAUUUACAGGCUUUAAUCUUUUGGAAUUUUCAAAAUGUUUUGUUGAGUUUAAGAUAUUUUUAUUCUUUUUAACACAUAUUUUAAGUAUAAGGUUUUUAAAUUUUUAAAUCUGCUCUAAAACAGGUCAUUUCAUUGUUUUUUUUUUUAUCAACAGUAUGAAGCUCUCUAUUUUACUGAUGAGGGUAAAUCUGUGAUACGAUCAGGUGAGGUCAUGAGAAGAUACAGGGAAUUCACCAACCUCCACUCAAGACUUGAGCGACAUCAGGCCUAUAAAAAAUACCUUAAAAGUAAGUGUUGAGGAUUAUUGGAAUAUGGAGGGGGGGGUGGGGGAGUUGCCAUCAUCGAGGUCAGUGACUAUGGUCAGGGAACAUGCCUGUCAGUUACUAAAAUAUUUUAAAUAAAAUUAUUUCAUAGUUAUAGUUUAUGCCAUACUAAUAUCAGGAAACUUCUUGUUUUUAUGUCUUAGGUCAGGUGUGGGCAAACUACGGCCCACAGGCCGCAUGCGGCCUGGCAACUGAUAUUAUGCGGCCCUCUGUGGCAUUUUAGAAAUUUAAAAAUUUAAAAAAUUACUUUGUUUUAAAAUAUUUUGUUGAAUUUUACAGAAUUUCAUGUUCCAUUAGGAUUGUUUUAACAUUUUUGAUCAAAUUUGUUUCUAAUUUUCAAUUUUUUUAAACAGUCCUUGACUUUUGACAUGUAAUGUUAAAAUGCAAAGUUACCGAUUUUAAUAUAGAGAAAUGUUUAUCAACAUGCAAAAAUUUGACAUAAUAUACAUGCGGCCCCCCAAUAGCUUUACAUUUGUCAAUGUGGCCUCCCUACAAAAAGCUUGACUACCCCUGUCUUAGGUAAACAAUGCUUGGUUACACCAUUGCACUUUUUUCAUAAUUGCCUUGAAUUGCUGGUAAGAUUCCAUCAUUCAACAUUUUUCUAUUUAUAAAACUAUGUAUUUUUUUUCACUUUGGCCCAGUUUUCUCUUAAAACUAUUAUCAAAAGAGGUUGUAUUAUCUUAUACCUUGGAAUUCUCUUCUCGAAUAAUAUAAAUUGGUCACCCCAUGUAAACAAAAUUUAAAAAAAAGCCUACUCCACACUUGGUUUCAUUCGAGGAAAUCUGCGCCACUGGCCAGCAUCCUGCAAACAAAAUGCCUAUCUUGCACUCGUCCCCCCGCUACUAGAAUAUGGUGCAAUCAUCUAGGACCCAUGCCUAAAGCACAACGUGGACAAGAUGGAGGGAAUACAACGUAUGCAGUGCGCUUCAUCGCAAGUGACUACAAAUCCACCACUCCUGGCUUUGUCACUGACCUCAAUAAAAGAUUUGACAUCCCCUCCCUCAAAGCUCUGUCUAAUAUUCCUAUAUAAAGUGGUCAUGGGGCUAGUGCCAGCCAUCCCAGCUAACAUGUAUCAUACCCCACAGAAGCCAGGUGGCUUAAUCAGAGCCAAACGCUCAAUAAACACUGACUUCACCUCUGACAACUCCAUGAACAGCUACGUCCAGAAAAAUAGUAAAUGCUUCACUGUGCCUCGGUGUAACACAGCCCAAUAUAAACAAUCAUUCUUCCCACGAAAAAUAAUUGCUUGGAAUCAACUAGACAAUGCCGCCGUGGACUCAACAUCAAUCGAGAGUUUCAAGGUUGCCCUGGCACCCGCUAGGAGCCGUUAGGAUAGCCGCAUCGUUUCUCAAACCGUUGCACAUAUGCCAGUACAUGGAUGCAGCAACGUACUCAGAAUCAGACUCAAUCUUGUUAUGUUUACAACUUUUUAAGGUUAAUACAGGGUAAAUCUGGAUUUAAUCUCAGGAAAGUUUAGAGAUUUAGAGCAGUAGUUUUUGCCUAUUUUUAGCUUACAAAAAGAAUUAAGGUAUCUAAAUUAGCCCCACUUAUCUGCAUGUCUUAACUGUGGAUGUAAAAAUGAUCAUUCGCUUCAUGUUUCUCUGAAAUGGGAUUAUCAAUGUUUAAGAGUUUUCAUUACACUCAAAUUAAAGCUGUCAUCAAUGUAUUUUACUGCACAUAUUCAAGGAGUUAAAAUAUGACAUCAGGGUGUUAUUUAUAUUCAAAGAUGUGUGCCAGGUUGGAAAACGACAUCCUGGCUUAAUGAUGCUAUGGCUGAAAUAAGUUUCACUUUCUAACUUUGUCACCUCAUAAUCAGACAUCAAGGGACCAAAAGGUUGGUUAACAUUGCCUUUCAAGUCUAUGGACAAAGAUACUGUCGAG
Lymnaea stagnalis (great pond snail) is the source of this 2729-nucleotide messenger RNA. The record is from the annotation of a GenBank genome assembly. NCBI's taxonomy places the organism in Eukaryota, Metazoa, Mollusca, Gastropoda, Lymnaeidae.